Messenger RNA from Acanthosepion pharaonis, 567 nucleotides. The record is from the annotation of a GenBank genome assembly. NCBI's taxonomy places the organism in Eukaryota, Metazoa, Mollusca, Cephalopoda, Sepiida, Sepiidae.
AUGUCCAUCACCCGCCCUACCAUGCGAUCAAUGCCCGAGACUGUUCCAUUCAAGCAUCGUGAUGAACCAAACUCGGACCUGAGUGGUGUCGACGACGCCUCGCAAGCUCCCCCUUUGUUUCGCCGACGAAUAACGUCCUACCCGCGACCGACCAGUCAUGACUGUCUCCUGGCGGCGAUACACGCUCGCUACGAGUCCCGACCGACAAGUCGUCUUUCCCGGAAACGGCGGGGAGAAAGAGUCAUAUCUAUCUAUCUAUCUAUCUAUCUAUCUAUUGAUUUCCGUGUAACCAUUAUUUAUCUGUUUCGGUUAUAUCAUAUCUAUCUAUCUAUCUAUCUAUCUAUCUAUCUAUCUAUCUAUCUAUCUCAGUUUGUUCAUAUCUAUCUAUCAAUCUAUCUAUCUAUCUAUCUAUCUGGUUCCAUUUUCUCUCUCUCAACCUUGCUUUCAGUCAAGCAAUCAAUCAAUAAUUCUGUCUAUCUAUCUAUCUAUCUAUCUAUCUAUCUAUCUAUCUAUCUAUCUAUCUAUCUAAAAUUCAAGGCAAAUACUUUGGCCACUGAAUAUCUUUAA